AGGCUAGAGAGAGUGGCAGCGUUGGAGGUCAUGUGAUCAGUGCAGUGCACUCGCAGCAGCGCUGUCCCGUCUGCUCUCAUUCACUCACAGAGACUGAGAGACGCACAUGAGGACUGCCAAACCUGACAACUCUGGAGCAUGAGGAACUCUUUAAUUCGUUUACGGACCGAAUCAACAACAUUAUUUUUUUUAACAGUGUGGAUUAACCCUUAACAUUUAAUACAAUAUUUCUAUUGCAUAAUAUUUUUUCACUUCACCUGAAUAAUUUCCUGCACCAGGAAACUUUUACUGGGACAUUAACUAUCAGUCUGAGAGAUGGAGGCAGAGGAGAGUAAAAUUUCAGUGUGGGUUUGUCGCGAGGAGAAGCUCGUGUCGGGCUUGUCGAAACGCACGACCUGCGCAGAUGUGAUCCGGGUUUUACUGGAGGAGCAGAACCUGGAGCCGCGCGUGUCUCUCUCGGGCUCUCCUCAGUCCUACUGCAUCGUGGAGAAGUGGAGAGGGUUCGAAAGGAUUUUACCGAACAAGACCAAGAUCCUGCGACUGUGGAGCGCGUGGGGAGAGGAACAAGAAAACGUCCGGUUCGUGCUGGUGAAAAACGAGGCAUCUCUCCCGAGCAACGGGCCGCGGAGCGCAGAGGCGCGCGUCGUUCUCAGCAAGGAGAGCCCGUGCGUCUACAAGGGGACCGCAAGAGUCACCAUGGCUCUGUCACAGGAGAAACAAAGACGGAUAGUAAGGAAAGCGUUCAGAAAAUUAGAUAAAAUCAACAAGAAAAGAGCUCAGGCUGCAUCCAAGGAUGCAUCAUGUAUGGAGAAGAUGGAGACCCUUGUGCACCUGGUCAUUUCUCAAGACCACACCAUCCGCCAGCAGAUUCAGAGGAUAAAAGAGCUCGACAGGGAAAUCGACAGGUAUGAGGCUAAAGUUCAUUUUGAUAGAAUGAAGAUGCACGGGAUAAACUAUGUCCAGGAUACGUAUUUGGUGGACGCCAACCCUGAUAAAGUUGUCGAGGGGGACAAAACCAGCCCCGAAGAAGCUCUCGCGCAGUUUGAGGAAUACGCUCAGAGAUGCGAGGAGGUCAUCAAACUGCAAGAAGAGCUGGCCGAGCACGAGGCCCUCAUGGAGAGCAUCACCACUGAGAUACAAGAGGAACUCAACCAGAGAUGGAUGAAAAGAAGGCACGAGGAACUCGCGAAUAAAGACGCUGAAACCGCUUCUCAAGAAGAAAAUGAUGCGGGAUCUUCAGCGGUGGACGACGGCGACUUGCUUUUGGAAGAGGAAAGGAUCAGGACCCAACUCGACACCAGCUUGUACAUCGGUCUGCGGCUGAACACCGACUUGGAGGCUAUAAGGAACGAUUUGGACUUGACCGAGGAGAUAUGGGGGGCAAAAGAGAAAGAACUAAUGGAUUUAAUGGAGAAAGUGAACUCUUUGGAUUUGGAGGAGGACAGUGCAGACAAUGCGGAGCUGAAAGAGGAAAACACAAUAGAAGCAGACAGAUUGAUGCCUCUCGAGGGGGACAGUAGUGUGUGGGUGGAGCAGGCAAGAGGGCUUUCAAAAACAUGUGACGUGAACGAUGACGACUCAGAUACGGGACUCAGUUCAAUGCACAGUCAAGACUCAGAUAUCACACCCGUCUGUGAGUCUUUAGUGUGAGAAGCAUUCAUAUUAAGCCUGGCUGCAUCAUUGAGAUGAGCAACACAACACUGGCACAGUUUUUACAUUUUCAAACAGUCCUGGGAAAGUAAGAAAAGUACUUUCCUGCAAAUCAAAAUGAUCAUAACUAUGCACUUAUUGAGCAUCCUUGGUCAGUUUAUUCAUUUCUUUUUAUGUUGAUGUCUGCAAGAAUCAGUGUUAAUUUCAUCUAGACAUGAAUUGAUAACUUUGUGAAACACAUGCAGGAUUUCUGCACAAGACACCAUUUGAAGCAAGUGUGAUGGACACAUUCCAACACUGUGAAGAUCAAUUUUACAUUGCAGAAUAGUUUAUGAAUUAUGAUUACCCUAGUGAAAAAAUAUACUAAAAUUUAUUUGAAAUACAUUUAUUUUGUGCUAAGUAUACUAAAAAUCCAUGUGUGCUUCAUAAAAAUGCCCUGCAAUUGUACUUUUGUUAUAUUAAACUGGUAUACUUAAAGUCUAACUAAUUUUGUACUUAAUGCACUUUAAUUGUGCAAAACUAAACAUAUACUGAAGUAUAUUUGAUUGUGAUAAAGUGGAAAUAUUGCAAGUAUAUGUUAGGUACACUUUAAAUAUCUUGCAUGAUGUUAUACAGAGAUCAUGCAAUCUUUAUUAAUAGUGAUAUUAAAACACUUUUUAGGCAUAAUAUUAAGAAACGUGCAUUGUGCACUAAAGAAAUACUCCAAAUAAAGUUUAAUUAUAAUUUUAUAUCAGUAAGUCUUAGGUGAUAUGUCAAUAAAUAUGUUAAUGGAUUUGAAGUAUACUUAGUAUGAAAUAAAUGUAUUUGAAAUUGAUUUUGUUUACUAGGGUAGUUAUUUAAAGCUGAAGUGUGUGAUAUCUCUGCAUCCUCUAAUGCCGUUUCCAAAAUAGUUUUCAGAUGGAUUUGAAUGUUGGAAAUAUUAUAGUACGAUGUUUUGCCAGUGCAGAAGCAUGAAAUAAAAUCUCCCUGUCAUCUA
This is a messenger RNA of Megalobrama amblycephala (Wuchang bream), 2626 nucleotides long. It is a transcript of the gene rassf10b, whose product is annotated as Ras association domain family member 10b. The coding region runs from base 316 to 1650 and encodes 444 amino acids. The record is from RefSeq and is a predicted model, not a curated record. The transcript has a single exon. NCBI's taxonomy places the organism in Eukaryota, Metazoa, Chordata, Actinopteri, Cypriniformes, Xenocyprididae. Gene Ontology annotation, biological process: signal transduction.